Messenger RNA from Musca domestica (house fly), 1640 nucleotides. RefSeq names its product malonate--CoA ligase ACSF3, mitochondrial (gene Acsf3). The transcript is spliced from 3 exons. NCBI's taxonomy places the organism in Eukaryota, Metazoa, Arthropoda, Insecta, Diptera, Muscidae. The coding region runs from base 85 to 1524 and encodes 479 amino acids. Gene Ontology annotation, biological process: fatty acid metabolic process. Gene Ontology annotation, molecular function: medium-chain fatty acid-CoA ligase activity. The record is from RefSeq and is a predicted model, not a curated record.
AGUUGACGUUUCGAAAAUGUAUAUUUCAUUCAAUAUUAUUAUUUGGCAGUCAUUAAAGUUCAACAAGACAAUAUUUUUGAAAAUAUGAGGAACUUCUUAGCAUGUAUUGUGAUAAAUAAUGUCUGCAAACGUUUUUCAUCUUCAUUGGUGAAAUACCAUGCCCCACCGGAAUAUAUAUCAAGACUUCGGGAAUGUUAUCGCCUGGAGGAGUACAAGAAAAUAGUUGUUCCAAUAUUUAAAAAAGCUCUAUUGUAUGGAAAUCGCGUAGCAGUGGCAGAUACUACCGGGGAGUAUUCAUACCUGCAGCUGUACAUGAACUCCAAGAGACUGUCAAAACAGAUUUCGAAUAUAUGUGGAAGUGGGUCUAGUUCUUCCGUGGGAUGUUUCGGCUCCAAUGACGUUUUAACAAUUUUGAACUUAUGGGCCUGUUGGAUUUCCGGUCAAGUUGCAAUACCAUUAAAAUCAACUUGGAAAUUUGAAAAUCUACAAGAAAUAAUAAUGGAAUCUAAAAUUAAACUAUUAAUUACUUCCAAGGACGCCAGGGAGGUGGCUCAAAAGCUAGCCAAAUCACAAGAAAUUGUUUUGAUUACCGUGGACUACGAUUUCGCCAAAAAUCAAAGCUAUUCCUUUAAUUUCAAUCGUGAAAUAUUUAUGGCCGAUAAAUUGGUAGUUUUUGAAGGGCUAUUGCAAAAUAAUUUCUACACGAAUGCUGAUGCUAUGAAAAUUUACUCUAUAGAUGGCGCGGAAGAUGAUAAGAAAUUGCAAAACUAUAUUUUGACUCAUAAUCACAUUAAUUCGGAAAUGAAAGAUAUUGCCAAUGUCUGGAAUAUAUCGGCAAAUGAUCGCAUUUUGAAUAUAUUACCCUCCUUCAAUACCAAUAGCUUUGUGAGCAAUCAAAUGUUCCCCCUCAUAUUGGGUAGUACCUUACAAAUUCACUAUCCAUUUGAUCCUGUCAAAGCCUGGUCCAUCAUUUUGGGUAUUAAUGUUCCAGUAAAAGAUCGUAUAAAUCUAGUAGUAGCGGAAAGCAAAAUUUUCGAUUUGCUCAUAAUGGAACAUGAACGGAUAUUUUCCAAGGAUAGCCGUAUGGUGGAAUACAUCAGGGAUUAUUGUACCAAACAUAUACACCUAAUGAUAUGCUGUGGCAACAAUUUGUCAGUUUCUACCUUUUCGAAAUGGUUUGGCAUCACGGGUCAUUCAUUGUUUGAAAAUCAUCAUAUAACAAAAUACAAAUCGAAAUUGAAAGAACUUCAACCUGAGAAAGAAAAACAAAGCAACGCCAACUUGCCGAACACAAUUUUACCGGAAUGCAAAUUUCGUAUCAUUGAUUCGGAAAAUAACGUACUAAUGGAGUCUUAUGGUGAUUCCAUAAUGGCACAUUAUAAACAGGUCUCUGGAACACUUAUUGGCCAUUUGUGGAUUUCAUCACCAGGUCAAGAUACUUUCAUUGAUUCUGGUAAAAUCGUAUCCUACGAAAACGGGAAUAUCGUUGUUUUGGGUCCAUCCAAUAAAAGCAAGCAGCAGUAAUGGAAUAUGUACAUAAAUGCGGCAAAUACGAUUGUUAAUAUAUUAUGCUGUUAACCCGUUUUAAGUUGGUUUUAGUUGUUGCUUCAAAUAAAAAUUAGAAUAUUAUAAAAGCAAAA